GCGGCGCCCGCUUUCCCGUCGUGCCCCGCGGCGCGGCGGAGCGGGGCCCUGCGCCCCCUGGCGGCGCGGGCGGCGCGGCGGCGGGCCGGAGCGCGGCGGGGAUGAGCGAGGAGGGGGCGGGCGGCGGGGCCAGGCGGAGCGGCGGCUUCCCCAGCCCUGUCCCCAGCCUGGCGCAGAUGCUGGCGGCCAGCCCCGGGAAGACGCCCAUCAGCCUGCUGCAGGAGUAUGGAACACGCGUAGGCAAGACCCCCGGCUACGACCUGCUCAAGGCCGAGGGACAGGCCCACCAGCCCAACUUCACCUUCCGCGUCACCGUCGGGGACAUCAGCUGCACCGGGCAGGGCCCCAGCAAGAAGGCGGCGAAGCACAAAGCGGCGGAGGUGGCGCUGAAGCUGCUGAAAGGGGGGGACAUGCUGGACCCCCCCAGCCCCGAGGAGCCCAGCUCUCCUUUCCCCCCAGAGCCCCCAGCUGAGCCUGGCCCCCCCGCCGCCCCCCCAGCACCUGCUGCACCCCCCCCCUCGCCCAGGGGCACCCCCCUGGACAUGAAGCCGCCCGUGUCCCCCCCCCAGUCGGAGUGUAACCCCGUGGGAGCUCUGCAGGAGCUGGUGGUGCAGAAGGGCUGGCGCCUGCCCGAGUACACGGUGACGCAGGAGUCGGGGCCGGCGCAUCGCAAGGAAUUCACCAUGACCUGUCGCGUCGAGCGCUUCGUGGAGAUCGGCAGCGGCACCUCCAAGAAGCUGGCGAAGCGCGACGCGGCCGCCAAGAUGCUGGUGCGGAUCCACAACGUCCCCAUGGAGCCGCGGGACGGCAGCGAGGCCGAGGGGGACGAGGAGCAGUUCUGCAUGGCAGGACCGCGGCUGGAGGGGCUGCGUGGCCGCCCCCCCCCGGGCUGUACCUGGGACUCCCUGCGCAACUCGGCUGGGGAGAAGCUGCUGCAGCUGCGGAGCCGCCCCCUGGCCCCCCCCGCGGCGGGGGUGGGCGCCUGCGCCCUCCUGCAGGAGCUCUCGGAGGAGCAGAGCUUCGCCAUCAGCUACCUCGACAUCGACGCGCUGAGCCUCAGCGGGCUGCACCAGUGCCUGGUGGAGCUGUCGACACAACCGGCCACCGUGUGCCACGGCUCCGGCGCCUCCCGCGACGGCGCCCGCUCGCAGGCCGCCCGCAACGCCCUCCAGUACCUGCGCAUCAUGGCGGGGGGCAAGUGAGACCCCCCGGCACCCCCCGACACCCCCCGUGCCCACCGACACCCGGGCAGACCCACAGACACCUGGACAGACCCACAGACGGACCCUCAGACUCACCGACCGAUGCAGCUCUGGACACACUGGUGGAUGCACCCCGCCUCCCCCAUGGACAGACAGACACCCAGCCCCACAGACACACCUGUGGGACGGGCAGACAGAUGGACAGACGCACUCCCCCCCGCCCCCACCUUGGACAGACCUCAGGGCUUUGGGGGCACCUUCUGUCCCAGCCCCCCCGCCCCGGUGAGGAGGGUCCAACCAGCCCCCCAGGAAUAAAGCUGGGGGGGUUUGUAA
This is a messenger RNA of Columba livia (rock pigeon), 1535 nucleotides long. RefSeq names its product TARBP2 subunit of RISC loading complex (gene TARBP2). Gene Ontology annotation, molecular function: pre-miRNA binding; siRNA binding; double-stranded RNA binding. Bases 102 to 1202 code for a protein of 366 amino acids. The transcript is spliced from 9 exons. Lineage: Eukaryota; Metazoa; Chordata; Aves; Columbiformes; Columbidae. The record is from RefSeq and is a predicted model, not a curated record. Gene Ontology annotation, biological process: siRNA processing; regulation of viral transcription; regulation of siRNA processing. Gene Ontology annotation, cellular component: RISC-loading complex; cytoplasm; nucleus.